AUGGCAUUCUUUGGCACUUCCAAAUCUGAAGAGGAGGCCUUGAGAGCGGCUGCCCAGCUGAGUGGUCUACAAAGAGGUGAAUCAGCCUCCUCAUUGCACCGCCUGGCAUCCUCCAAUUAUGAAACUGCUUCGGAAUUCACAAACGACGAUGUUCUGUAUGAACCACAGACCCCUGAUGACAAUUUCGACCGCUAUUCUGAGGCCAUUGUUAACGACAGUCACAAUCACGAGCACAGACCCUCCACUGCACAGGGAACUGAUGUUGAUGAGGAGGAAGAUGACCACGUCAAGCCGUUCCAAGUCCACACCAACGACUUUCCUGACUAUCUGAACAUGACUGAGAACGAGCUUAACCGAAUUGCAACCACAUCAGACACACUUUCCAACUUAGAGAGAGAAGUCUCGCAUCAGUCCAUGACUAAACUUGUGGAUCCUAGAAGUUUAGACUGGGAUGGCCCUGACGAUAAGGCCAACCCCCAAAAUUGGCCAACAUGGAAGAAAUGGUUUAUAACCUUGACAGUUGCAUGCGACUGUCUUUGUGUGUCAUUGGGCUCAUCCCUUUACGUUGCUUCCGUGCCAGAAUUGCAAAUUAGGAUGAACAUCAGUCAGACUCUUGGUAUUGCUGGUUUGACAUUUUACUUGCUAGGCUUAGCGUUUGGCCCUGUUAUCGCUUCUCCCAUCUCGGAGGUCAUUGGUCGUCGUUACAUCUACAUUUCCUCUUUGGCCAUUUUCAUGCUCUUCACUAUGGGUGUGGGUUUAGCUCCAAACAUCAGAACUAUUCUUGUCUUGAGAUUCUUUGCUGGCUACUUCGGCUCUCCGCCAAUGGCAAUUGCAGGUGGAAGCAUUUCUGACUUGUGGGGAAAUUCUCCUGCUCAGCAAUCGAUUGCAAUGGCCUUCUUCUGUGUGGCAGCCUUUUUGGGUCCCGUCGUGGGUCCAAUUGUCGGUGGCUUUGCUGCUGAGCACAAGGGUUGGCAAUGGACACAGUGGGUGUCCUUGAUGUUUUCUGGUGCCAUUCUUCCCCUUAUUACACUCUGCCCAGAAACCCAGAAGUUUACUAUUCUCAAGAAGAGAGCUAUCAAAAGAGGGAUAAAGUUGGAUAUUCCCAAGAUUAAUAUGGACUUCGUUAAGUUCGCUUUGAAAGUCUUCCUUUUCACUCCAGCCGAGAUGUUAGUCGUUGAGCCAAUUGUCUGCUUAACCUCGAUUUACAUUGCUUUCGUUUUUGCUGUUUUGUUUGGUUUCUUCGAAGCAUUUCCAAUUAUUUUUAAAGGAGUCUACGGUAUGGGUACGGGUGUUUCUGGUUUACCAUUUAUUGGCGUUGGUGUUGGCUUGGUCGGUGGUGUUGCCGGCUACGUCGUUUUAGAUCAUCUUAAAUUCUUCCCCAAAAAUCCGGACGGAACGAGAGGCAAGUUUAACGAAGAAGGUAACCCUGUGUGGGACGCCCCCGAAACGAGAUUGCUAGUUGCCGAGGUUGGUUCUGUGUUCUUGCCGAUCGCAUUGUUUUGGUUGGCAUGGACUGCAAGAUCGGACGUUCACUGGAUUGCUCCUGCUCUCGCAGGUGUUCCAUUCGGUUUCGGCUUAAUCUGGGUGUUCUUUGGUAUCGUGCUUUAUUACUCGAUGACCUUCCCUCCACAAUACGUGGCUUCAGCGUUAGCCGCCAAUAACUUGUUGCGUUACGUUUUGGCCUCGGUUUUCCCAUUAUUCAUCUUCCAGAUGUACGAGAAGUUACAUGUCGACUGGGCUACUUCUCUUUUUGCGUUCAUCGCAGUCGCAAUGAUCCCUAUUCCAUUUGCUUUCCACAAAUGGGGCUCCACUAUCAGACAAAAGUCGAAAUAUGGCUAUGCGGCUCACUUCAAGAGACUCGCAGAGGAGAAAAAGGCCAAUCAAGAGAAAGUCGCGAACGAGGGUACCUCAAAGGAGCCGGAGAAGAUCGAGCCCUCUUCUGGAAGCGAUGACAAUCAGGACAUAGGAUCGUCACCUUACAAUCAACACAACAGAACCGAAAAUGACGCUGAAAAGCGUGUUGCGGAAGCGGUAUGA
Molecule: messenger RNA, 2037 nt
Organism: Candidozyma duobushaemuli
Lineage: Eukaryota; Fungi; Ascomycota; Pichiomycetes; Serinales; Metschnikowiaceae
Gene: TPO4
Product: Tpo4p
Exons: 1
Coding region: 1-2037 (678 amino acids)
Biological process (GO): spermine transport; spermidine transport; transmembrane transport
Cellular component (GO): membrane
Molecular function (GO): spermine transmembrane transporter activity; spermidine transmembrane transporter activity
Source: RefSeq, a predicted model, not a curated record